AUGCUUCACCAAGGGCACUUGAAAGAGCUGUUGAGCGACCGGGGAAGGGCCAAUUUCGCUCGAGGAUGUGAACAGCACCAGGGCCCGCCUAAACCACCUUCUCCAACUCGAACCAUUCAAAUGAUCAUCGGAGGGAGAGAUGACGCAUCGGUCUACAAUGUAAAAUUCACAACCACCCACAAACUCAAACGGUCGGUCACUCAUGAACGGUACGACGAACUCAAAGAAAGUAUCGUAUUCAAUAUGUCAGAUGCCCAUGGUUUGGUCUUUCCUCACUAUGAUGCUUUUGUUAUCAUUUUACGCAUAUUAGAUAUAGAUGUGAGACUUGAACGAACAUCUGGAAAAAUCACCUUUCGCGUCCUGGCCGGCGGCGCCACUCUGGAAACCACAUUCCAUAUCAAGGAUCAGGACAUGGCAUACAACGCUAUAAUAGGUCGGCCUUGGAUACACGCCAUGAAGGCCAUUCCUUCCAACUUGUACCAAGUUAUCAAAGUUCCCACCCCAUGGGGAGUAUUUAGCAUCCGAGGAGAACAACGCACUUCCCCAGAAUGCUAUCGCAUCGCCCAGGAUUAUACAUACACCCAACAAGUGAAGGGCAAAGCCAAAGAGGCAUAG
Nicotiana attenuata is the source of this 615-nucleotide messenger RNA. RefSeq lists its product as uncharacterized. Lineage: Eukaryota; Viridiplantae; Streptophyta; Magnoliopsida; Solanales; Solanaceae. The transcript has 2 exons. The record is from RefSeq and is a predicted model, not a curated record. The coding region runs from base 1 to 615 and encodes 204 amino acids.